AUAUACGUUAAUCGCGGGUUCAAACAUGGAUUCCUGGCCAAGUUUACAAUCUUCAGUAAUGUCAGCCCUAAAAGAAGAGGAAAAACACCUCCCUCAGCCGAAACCCCCUGCCAAACCAGUCGAGAAUCCAAUCACCUUGACUAUUCAGGGGCAGAGAACGGUGCAAGAAAUUGUCGACAAAGCUAUAGAACUGUUUAGAAAGCUUCAAAAUGCCCGACUUAGUACGGAUACGACCUCGAGGCAAAGUCAAGCUCAGACAAAAGACAUUCGCGACCAGUUAAACACGCUUAAAGGAUUACUAGCGAAGUUAAGAAACGUGUAUAACGACACCAAACGAGCCGUUACUAUACCAGCUGGCGAAAAUGUAGAGAAUUUGAUUCCUUUGGAAUGCAGCCCUCGCAAUGAGAUGGACACAUCAGAUGGUGGGGGUCCUGUGGAACAGGAGCGUGCCGAGCUUCAAAAGAAAUUGAAAGAAAAAAAUGACCAAUUAAAAGAGGUUAUUGACAAAUUACGAAUUGCUGUUUGGGACAUUAACACCAUGAUAAUGCUGAAGCCGUCCUGAAGCCACUUGUCACUUUAACUUAAUACUAACCUACAGUAGACCUCUUAAUCCCUGAUGGGACAUAAGGUGGCAUCUAAGUGGCAUCUUAACUUGUCAAUGUUAAGCCACCCUGAAGCCACUUGUCGCUAUUAUGUAUGGCAGCUCCUCAAAGAACAGUAGGGUUACGACGGUGGUGGCAGUCUCAGUAACACCAGAGAAAGGUACUUAUACUUCUAGUAUAACUAGCAAGACUACUGCAAGCAAUAGAAAAACCAGGUGGUCCGCAUAACAUUUUGGAGAUAAAUCAACAAAAGAAUUUGAUUUUUAUUGAUACGUCUAUGAAAAUAGAGUGGUUUUGUUAGCACCCCUUGCAUCCCACUGGAUCUGCCCAUGUCCAUGGUUUUGUGUGUCUAUAUUAUUUGAGAUCAUAGGCAACUUAGAAAGUGGUGAUUAGCAAUAAUAUGUUUUGCAACACAACCAAUUGUUCAUCCUUGCAGUUACAUUUUGUUUUAGAUCUUUCAUACAGUGCCUCCUAGCCUAGUAGUUCCCAAUGGAGUUUAUCAGAAAAUACAUGUGAAAUAAUUAAGUGAUGGAUAAUGAACGCUUGCGUACAACAUUGCAUGACUUGUCAUGUCAUUAUCUAUAAAAGCUUAAUUUUUUCAAGCAUAAAGCGUGAUCAAAUAUUUUUUGGCACUGUGUCACAACCAUUUUGACAUAACCUGUUUACAUUUUCCCACCAAAAUGUAAUAAGAUUUAAUAAUUAGAUUUUCAAGCCACGUAAUAGAGGUAAAAAUGAA
Messenger RNA from Nematostella vectensis (starlet sea anemone), 1338 nucleotides. RefSeq names its product mediator of RNA polymerase II transcription subunit 30. The transcript is spliced from 3 exons. Bases 26 to 562 code for a protein of 178 amino acids. The record is from RefSeq and is a predicted model, not a curated record. NCBI's taxonomy places the organism in Eukaryota, Metazoa, Cnidaria, Anthozoa, Actiniaria, Edwardsiidae. Gene Ontology annotation, molecular function: transcription coregulator activity. Gene Ontology annotation, biological process: positive regulation of DNA-templated transcription. Gene Ontology annotation, cellular component: mediator complex.